AUGCAGAGAAACAAAAAGAAGAAAGCAAGGAGACACCCAAAUUCUUCCCACCUGGAGACAUCCGUCAUCAACCCUGUGCUUUUUGCGAUCUUUGCAUUUGCAACAUGCGGUGGCUACUCGGGCGGCCUGCGGCUGAGCGUGGACUGCGUCAACAAGACGGACAGUAACCUCAGCAUCGACGUAGCGUUUGCCUACCCGUUCAGGUUGCACCAGGUGACAUUUGAGGUGCCCACCUGCGAGGGAAAGGAGCGGGAGAAGCUGGCACUGACUGGGGACUCCUCAUCUUCAGCCGAGUUCUUUGUCACCGUCGCCGUCUUCGCCUUCCUCUACUCCUUGGCCGCCACUGUCGUUUACAUUUUCUUCCAGAACAAGUAUCGUGAAAACAACCGGGGUCCACUCAUUGACUUCAUCGUCACUGUAGUCUUUUCGUUCCUGUGGUUGGUGGGGUCAUCAGCUUGGGCAAAGGGACUGUCUGAUGUCAAGGUCGCAACGGAUCCCAAAGAAGUAUUGUUACUGAUGUCAGCUUGCAAGCAGCCGUCCAACAAAUGCAUGGCUGUCCACAGCCCUGUGAUGUCCAGCUUAAACACUUCUGUGGUCUUUGGAUUCUUGAACUUUAUCCUGUGGGCCGGAAACAUCUGGUUUGUUUUCAAGGAGACCGGCUGGCAUUCCUCAGGACAGAGGUAUCUCUCGGAGCCCAUGGAGAAGCACUCGAGCAGCUACAGCCAAGGCAGGUACGCCCAAGACAGCUAUGGGUCCGGCGGGGGGUCCGGCCAGCAGGCCAGCCUGGAGCCAUCCUCCGAUGAGUUUGGCCAACAGCCCAGCGGCCCUGCCUCCUUUGCCAAUCCCAUUUAGCGGGUAGUAUUUGCGUUCUGGAGGUAGCCUCACCACCUUCCAGUGGCAGAAGAAUCUUUAAGUUCCAAUCACUUAUUAAUGCAGAGAGUGUUGAAGGUAAAUCAGAGAUCUGUAAUCCUCGCUAAGGCAGAAAGGCUGUGUCAUGAUAAACGGUACUUAGAGAGGAGAUGACAUGAGGAGAUACAUUAUUCAUCAAAGAUGGCUAAUUGGAUAUCACACCUUGUUAGAUACACAGAUACUUUCAUAGUCAUUUUGUAUGUGUGUUGAGAUAGUAGAAACUUGCUGUAGCUUCAAGUCUCUAGUAUGUAAUAUGCAUAAAUUAAAUAGCACUGAGUUUUCCUAUGCAUUUUGAUGCAAAAGUCAUUUUAAUGAUUUCUAUAAGACAACUUGGUGUGUCACAAUGUGCAUGCAUUAUUAUUUUUUAGCUGUAGGCUCUAUAGGAUUGUGAGUCUCAAGUAUUUGUUUCAGACAGUUACUCUGGUUUUGUUUUGUUUUUUUACUUGAUGAAUCAAUACUCAUAUGAUUUAGUGCAUGCAUAGGCAUUUUCUCACAAGGUGAACAUUUCAAUGGUAUUUAUGAAAUUUUUUCAAUUUGCACCAUGAAUUUGUUAAAUGGACGUUUCAAAAUAUAUAUUCAUACUUUGUAUACUUGCAAAUUUGUCUCUCUAGCUUCCCUAAUUCCGAAUGCAUUGUAACUAAGGUUUAGGGUUCUUUUAUCCUUACUAGUAGUUAUUCAAUAUUAAUAUAUGGUAAUUGCCCAAUAUUUAUUCCAUUUACUUAGUUAAAUAUUUACAUUCUUGUAACUUUCUAUGGUAUAUUGUGGAUCUUACCAAGAACAAAAGACCCAAUAACUGUUUGUGUUUAUACAGUGCUGUUUUCUUAGACUAAUAGAGAUGCAGAUAUCAGACACCAUAGUCAAGAAGCUAUUGCGUUGACAUAUUAGUUUAAAGAGGAUAUUCUGUAGAACCUAGACUACUAGCUAAACUUUUAAAUCCUAUUUGUUUACAAAGUUAAUAUGUUCUUCAAUUCAAUUAUUAAAAAUUUUCAAGUCUCACCUCAACUUACUAAUUCUAAUUUGAAUGUUACCCAUAAAUUAAAAAUUACUUCCAUGAGCCACUCCACAUCCCAAAGAGGGUUCUCAUGAAAGAUCCCCCGGAAUGUAUACGUUAUCAAGAAAAUGCCAAUCUUUGCCUCUUUGUUUUUACUCAGUUGAAACACCAGGGCCCAACCGUGAGGGAAACUUGUAUGUAUUUCUACAUCAGUCAGUAUCAGUGUGUAAACUCAUUGUGUGAUCUGUGAUGUUGGGAACAUUUUAAUACAAAACAGUGUUAGAUGAUAUCUGUAACCAGUUUCUGGAUCCUGUUGGAUAUGUAUUGUGCUAUCUAUUUGACCUUAAUAAAGUUGUUGCAUACAA
Molecule: messenger RNA, 2265 nt
Organism: Miniopterus natalensis
Lineage: Eukaryota; Metazoa; Chordata; Mammalia; Chiroptera; Miniopteridae
Source: RefSeq, a predicted model, not a curated record